CAAAUCAAACUCAUCUCUAUCUCUUCAUUUUGCAAUUCCACAAACAGAUUCUUGAGCAGAAAAAUCAAUGGAUCCAAUUCUAACUUAUCCAAACACCACCUCAAUUACCGGAAUAACAAUCCUUUCUCUUGUUAUUACCAUCUUAUUCUAUUUAUUAAUGUAUCAUCCAUUCAAAGCUGGCAAUAAACAUAGAGAACCUCCAAUGGUGGCUGGUGCAUGGCCUAUACUGGGUCACCUUCCACUCUUCCAUGGCUCACGUUCACAGCCACUCCACAUUACUUUGGGCGCCAUGGCUGACAAAUAUGGACCCCUUUUCACCGUGAAGCUUGGUUCCAAAAAGAUUGUAGUACUAAGCAACUCAGCAAUGGCGAAAGAAUGCUUCACAAAGAAUGAUGCAAUUGUUGCUUCUCGUCCCAAUCUUGUCUCAUUCGAAAACCUCGGCUACAAUGGAGCCAUGAUUGGUUUCACGCCGUACGGUCCAUAUUGGCGUGAACUCCGCAAGUUUUCAAACUUAGAGCUUCUCUCGAAUCGCCGCAUAGAGCUGCUAAGCCAUGUUCGACUCUCGGAAGUUCGAGCUUCAACAAAAGAUCUCUUAAGUCUUUGGUCCACUCAGAAGAAUGAAUCUGGAUACGUGUUGGUGGACGUAAAGCAAUGGUUUGCAGAGUUGACAUUCAACAUGGUUCUUAGAAUGGUUGCGGGGAAGACAUUCUUUGGAGCUGUAGAUUCAGAGAGUGAGGAUAAAGCGAAUAAGUGUUUGAAGACUAUUAGGGAGAUGAUGCGUCUUAUGGGGAUGUUUACUGUGGGAGAUGCUAUUCCUUCAUUAAGGUGGCUUGAUUUGGGGGGCCAUGAAAAGGCCAUGAAAGAAACUGCUAAACAACUCGAUGAGAUUUUGAGUGGAUGGUUGGAUGAGCAUCGCAAAAACAUGGAUUUCUUAGAUGAAAAGGGUUCAAGUGAAGAGCCACGUGAUUUCAUUGAUGUCAUGCUUUCGGUGUUUUCUCAUACUCACAUUCAUGAGUUUGAUGCUGACACCAUAUAUAAAGCCACGAUAUUGACAAUGAUAGUUGGGGGAAAUGACACCACCACAGUUUCUCUUACAUGGGCCAUGUGUUUGCUAUUGAAAAAUCCUCACGUGUUGGAAAAGGCAAAACAAGCUAUAGUCAAGGAAACAUUAAGAUUGUAUCCAGCAGCUCCUCUAGCAGCACCUCAUGAAUUCACAGAAGAUUGCAAUUUAGGUGGAUAUCACAUCAAAAAGGGAACUCAGCUAAUUACAAAUAUUUGGAAAAUCAAUACCGAUCCUUAUAUUUGGUCAGAUCACUUGGACUUCAAGCCAGAAAAAUUCCUCACAACCCACAAAGAUAUCGACGUUAAAGGCCAUCACUUUGAAUUGUUACCGUUUGGAGGUGGUAGACGUAUUUGUCCCGGAAUUUCAUUUGGCCUUAAAAUGCUUCACUUUGUUUUGGCGAGCUUUUUGCAUUCCUUUGAAAUAUUGAACCCACCUAUUGAAUUUGUUGAUAUGAGUGCAACUCUUGGAUUGGUCAUUGCUAAAACUACUCCACUUAAGAUCAUGUUACCUGGUGUUGUGAUCCAUUAUGAUUAUGUGCAUCUAUCGCUGCUUAAACAUAAAGUUGUAAAAUCAAAUGAUGGUGAUUUCGUGAUGUAG
Messenger RNA from Arachis duranensis, 1660 nucleotides. RefSeq names its product cytochrome P450 82A3. The coding region runs from base 68 to 1660 and encodes 530 amino acids. Gene Ontology annotation, biological process: defense response to other organism. Gene Ontology annotation, molecular function: iron ion binding; oxidoreductase activity, acting on paired donors, with incorporation or reduction of molecular oxygen; heme binding. The transcript has 4 exons. Lineage: Eukaryota; Viridiplantae; Streptophyta; Magnoliopsida; Fabales; Fabaceae. The record is from RefSeq and is a predicted model, not a curated record.